Molecule: messenger RNA, 765 nt
Organism: Xylaria bambusicola
Lineage: Eukaryota; Fungi; Ascomycota; Sordariomycetes; Xylariales; Xylariaceae
Product: isopentenyl-diphosphate delta-isomerase
Exons: 3
Coding region: 1-765 (254 amino acids)
Biological process (GO): isoprenoid biosynthetic process; isopentenyl diphosphate biosynthetic process
Cellular component (GO): cytoplasm
Molecular function (GO): isopentenyl-diphosphate delta-isomerase activity
Source: RefSeq, a predicted model, not a curated record
AUGUCGUCUUCUACGAGCACAGUCACGCAGAGCGCGCCCUCGGCGGACGCUAUUCUGAAGUUAUUUCCAGACAUCGAUACGAGUUCUGCCGAGCUCGAGGGUCACGAUGCCGAGCAGAUCCGUUUGAUGGACGAGGUCUGCAUUGUCCUAGACAACGACGACAACCCCAUAGGCACUGCUAGCAAAAAGCUCUGCCAUCUCAUGACCAACAUAGACAAGGGUCUUUUACACCGCGCCUUCUCGUGCUUCCUCUUUGACGACCAAAACCGAUUGCUACUCCAGCAGCGAGCCACCGAAAAGAUCACAUUUCCGGACAUGUGGACUAACACAUGUUGCUCGCACCCCCUCGGUAUUCCCGGCGAGACCGGCUCGAAUCUGCCCGAUUCCGUUGAUGGAGUUAAGCGUGCAGCCCAGCGUAAGCUUGACCAAGAGCUUGGUAUCAAGACGGAACAGGUUCCUUUCGACGACUUCCGCUUCUUGACCCGUAUUCAUUACAAGGCCCCUAGCGACGGCAAGUGGGGCGAACACGAGAUUGACUACAUUCUUUUCAUCAAGGCCAAUGUUGACCUGAAUUUGAACCCGAAUGAAGUCCGUGACGCCAAAUAUGUCACUCAAGAUGAGCUUAAGGCUCUCUUCAGGGACCCCACAUUGAAGUUUACACCUUGGUUCAAGCUCAUCUGCGAAUCAAUGCUUUUUGAAUGGUGGAGUAAUCUGGAUUCUGGUCUCGAGAAAUACAUGAAUGAACCAGACAUCAGACGCAUGUAG